ACAUACACGACACAGUAGGUGGCGACAUAGUUGAGUUGGUUAAUAGUUCGCCAAAAAAGAAUGGAUGUCGAGGAAGCGUAAUAGCUUAAUAUUUUAAACGAUUUUCAAUCAGAUCCCACAACAGAUUCCGGGACUAUGGAGAGUGAUGAGAUGGAGUUGACCAGGGAGGAGUUGCAGAAGUUCAUUUGUGACAGUGUGAACCACAGGCUGCUACAUACUCCAGAAGUGAUGAACAAACAAAGCCAGCUCGUCCACCUGUGGGAUAGAAAGGAGAAACUCUGCACGGAUCUUUACAAGCUCUUUGAGUCUGUUUCAAAAUGUGAAGUAACUGUAAGACAGCUGUAUGCUAAGCUGGGAUGGGAAUAUAAAGACUUAAACACAGAAAACUGCAGUGAUAGUGCCUCACUUUGUGGAUUUAUAAUGGACAAUACUGAUGUGGGAUGUGCUUCUGCUUCAAGUGGUUUUACUGCUAAUUGUUUAAAGACAGAGCAGGAAGAAAUUAGGACUGAGCACAAACGUAAAUGGCCAGAGCUGACUAAAGAAGUGAGGGUGCUACUUGAACGGCUUCCCAUGGACCUGAGACCUCGACGACCCACCUGCCCAAAACUCCUCAAACUAGCGCUCAGUGACGAUGAGCUCUCAAAUGGCGACUCUGAUUAUCACCCAAGUCAACACUCCAGUGAUUCAGACUUUUCAUUAUCAAGUAAAAAAAGUGAUCAACACAAAAAGAAGAAAUUCAGAAAAACUGAAAAAAUUGCCAAAGAAACACCAGUGCAGCAAACCACACCAUUACAACAACAAACAACUACUGUCAAACCCACUACCACUGUUCAGCCAGCCAAUAUCAAGAGCACUAAUAUAACUAAUGGCAAUAAACCGUCAGCCAACACAAAUGAUGCACUCAAGAAUAUGUCAAGUGGGAUAGCAAAAGUGAAAAAAGAAACCAAGCCAUUUGUAGUAACCGAGCCAAUUAGACCAACCAGUUCCCUUCCUCUUGUGCUUCAAGAAGUUUGUGUGGGAAUGCAGGUGUUGGCGAGAAGGAAGCGAAUGAGAUGGGAGAGUGGUACAGUGGCUGACAUUGUUGAAAAAGAGGAUGGUACAAAAAAGUACAAGGUUACUUUUGAGGACAAGGGGAAAGUGUUGGUAUCGGGACAUCAUAUUGCCUACAUUGCCGUGCCAAAACUGCCACACCUGUCUGUGGGCGCACGAGUGCUGUCUAAAUGUAAAUCUGAACACACUUUCUUCUCCCCGGGCAUCUUGGGUGAACUCCCAUCAAGAAAAAAUCACAUGAGGUUUCUAAUAUUUUUUGAUGAUCACCGUGCACUCUAUGUUGCAUUACCUGUUAUUCGUAUAAUCUGCAAACCAUUGUCCAACCCUCUGGAUGACAUUCGAGAUGAAGAACAUAAAAGUUUCAUGAAAGAAUACCUGCAGAGAAUGCCGUACCCUCCACAGACACAGUUCAGAUUGGGUCAGUCCAUUAAAGUGCAGCUCAAUGGAGUCAUGGAAACAUGCACUGUUUUGCAGACAGACAGCAGCUUGAUGGAGGUUGUUUUUACGAAAGAUGACCAUAAGGAGUGGAUAUAUCGAGGCUCUAUAAGAUUGGAACAUAUUAUAAAUGCAAAAGACAAUUCAAACGAAUAACUGUUUUUAUUCUCUGUCUCCACCUUAUUUGUCUUUGUGUUUCUAUUUCUAAAUUCAGCACAACCUGUAUAACUAUAACUUUGCAACAUCUCAGCUUUAUUUCAAUAAAAUUUAAUUUGUUAUGGAAUAUGUAGACGUGUGUAUGUUAAUGUUUGCAUAUAUAAAGCACUUAUUUUUAGAUAUUGUAAAUAAAUUAUUCAUUUU
Periophthalmus magnuspinnatus is the source of this 1845-nucleotide messenger RNA. RefSeq names its product histone-lysine N-methyltransferase SETDB1-A-like. The record is from RefSeq and is a predicted model, not a curated record. Gene Ontology annotation, cellular component: nucleus. Gene Ontology annotation, biological process: heterochromatin organization; negative regulation of gene expression. Bases 136 to 1641 code for a protein of 501 amino acids. Gene Ontology annotation, molecular function: histone H3K9 methyltransferase activity. NCBI's taxonomy places the organism in Eukaryota, Metazoa, Chordata, Actinopteri, Gobiiformes, Gobiidae. The transcript has 9 exons.